AUGGCUGGAGUGGUUACAUAUACUGGGGCUAAAAUUAUUCAGAAUGCUCGCAUACUGGUUGAAAAGAUUGGAAAGUCACUUGAGUUAGAUACAGAUGGUAUCUGGUGUGCACUUCCUGGAUCUUUUCCAGAGAACUUUACUUUCAAAACAAAAGAUUUGAAGAAGAAGCUGACUAUCUCAUAUCCAUGUGUUAUGUUGAAUGUUGAUGUAGCAGAAAACAAUACAAAUGAUCAGUACCAGACCUUGACAGAUCCUUUGACCAAAUCUUAUACAACACAUAGUGAAUGCUCAAUUGAAUUUGAAGUGGAUGGACCAUACAAGGCAAUGAUUAUUCCAGCUUCAAAAGAAGAGGGAAUUUUGAUUAAGAAGCGAUAUGCAGUUUUCAACGAUGAUGGGACCCUUGCUAAACUUAAAGGUUUUGAAAUUAAGCGUAGAGGUGAGCUGAAGCUCAUCAAAGUUUUCCAGGCUGAGCUUUUCGACAAGUUUCUCAAUGGCUCAACCUUAGUGGAAUGCUAUUCAGCUGUUGCUUCUGUUGCCAACCGCUGGCUUGAUCUUCUUGAUAAUCAAGGAAAGGAUAUUGCGGACAGUGAGUUGCUCGAUUAUAUAUUUGAAUCAAGUACCAUGAGUAAGUCUAUAGCAGACUACCAAAGUCAUCAUCGACAUUCACAAUAA
Molecule: messenger RNA, 672 nt
Organism: Humulus lupulus (European hop)
Lineage: Eukaryota; Viridiplantae; Streptophyta; Magnoliopsida; Rosales; Cannabaceae
Product: DNA polymerase epsilon catalytic subunit A-like
Exons: 6
Coding region: 1-672 (223 amino acids)
Biological process (GO): base-excision repair, gap-filling; leading strand elongation; DNA replication proofreading
Cellular component (GO): epsilon DNA polymerase complex
Molecular function (GO): single-stranded DNA 3'-5' DNA exonuclease activity; DNA-directed DNA polymerase activity; DNA binding
Source: RefSeq, a predicted model, not a curated record